Penicillium manginii is the source of this 1722-nucleotide messenger RNA. Its product is annotated as inorganic phosphate transporter. The record is from RefSeq and is a predicted model, not a curated record. Gene Ontology annotation, cellular component: membrane. NCBI's taxonomy places the organism in Eukaryota, Fungi, Ascomycota, Eurotiomycetes, Eurotiales, Aspergillaceae. The transcript has 4 exons. The coding region runs from base 1 to 1722 and encodes 573 amino acids. Gene Ontology annotation, biological process: phosphate ion transmembrane transport.
AUGGUGUAUCUCCAUGAGUACGACUAUGUCUUCGCCAUCGGCACUAUGUUUGCCUUCCUUGAUGCCUACAACAACGGUGCCAACGAUGUGGCAAACUCCUGGGCGACCAGUGUUUCCUCUCGUUCCGUCUCCUAUAGACAAGCCAUGAUUCUUGGCACGAUCUUCGAGUUCCUGGGUGCAGUCACUGUCGGUUCUCGUACUGCUGAGACGAUCAAAAACGGUAUCAUUCCAAGCACCGCUUUCCAGGAUAAUGCCCCUGUUCAGAUGAUGGCCUUCACCAUUGCUCUCGUCGCCGCCUCGUCCUGGGUCAUGUGGUGCACCAAGCACUCCGCUCACGUUUCCUCGACCUACUCUCUCAUCUCGGCCGUUGCUGGUGUUGGUGUUGCUACUGUCGGUGCCUCGCAGGUUCAGUGGGGUUGGAACAAAGGAAAGGGUCUGGGUGCUAUCUUCGCCGGUCUGGGAAUGGCCCCCGUCAUCUCGGGUUGCUUUGGAGCCAUCAUCUUCACCCUCAUCAAGGUCAUCGUCCACAUGCGCAAGAACCCCGUUCCCUGGGCUGUCUACAGCUCUCCCUUCUGGUUCCUGGUCGCCGCCACUAUCUGUACUCUUUCCAUCGUCUACAAGGGUUCUCCCAACUUGGGCCUGGGCAAGAAGCCCAUUUGGUAUAUCGUCGCUGUGACUCUGGGUACCGGAUUUGGUGUCUGCCUUCUUUCCAUCAUCUUUUUCGUCCCCUUCCUCAAGGCCCGCAUCCUCAACAAGGAUCACUCCGUCAAGUGGUGGAUGUUUAUUCUGGGCCCCCUGCUGCUCAACCGCCCCGUCCCUACCACUGGCGAGGCUGCCAAGGUUCCCAACUAUGCCGUCGUCCAGGAUGAUGAGGACUACGAGACCUCCACCCACGCCGGCUCCAUUGAUGAGGACGACAAGAACCCCCGUACCAGCGACAAGGAGAAGCAACUCGUCAACUCCGAGACCGCCCAGCUGACCUACAAAGAGAUCGUGGCUCAGUCCGAGGAGCGCCACCCCGGUGAGAUCUACGAGGUCCGCAACAUGGUGACAUUCUUCAAGCGUCUUCCUCCCAUGAUCGUCUGCGGUCUUCUUUACGGUUUCCACUACGACAUCCACACUGCCCAGUCUGGUGUUGUCGGCACCCCUGAGGGUGAGCGUAUGAAGCGUGUCUAUGCCGCUGCCGAGAAGUACCCCAACGAGGUCGAGCACACCUACUCUUUCGUCCAGGUUCUCACUGCCUGCACUGCUUCCUUCGCCCACGGUGCCAACGAUAUCGGUAACUCGGUCGGCCCCUGGGCUGCUAUCUAUUCUGCCUGGUCGACUGGCAAGACUGCUGGUGCCAAGGCCCCUGUCCCGGUCUGGCAACUGGCUGUCCUUGCUCUCUGGAUUUCUCUCGGCCUCUGCACCUACGGUUACAACAUCAUGAAGGUCAUGGGUAACAAGAUCACCUAUCACUCCCCCAGCCGUGGUUCCUCCAUGGAGAUGGGUGCUGCCCUUACCGUCCUUAUAUUCUCUCAAUACUCCCUCCCUGUCUCUACCUCGAUGUGUAUCACCGGUGCCACCGUCGGUGUCGGUCUCUGCAACGGAACCUUCAAGGCUGUUAACUUCCAGCGUGUUGGUCUCUUGUUGCUUGCCUGGAUCAUGACUAUCCCUAUCGCCGGUACUCUCGGUGGAUGCUUGAUGGGUCUGUUCCUUAAUGCUCCUCACUUUAGCUCAUGA